CCUUCGGUGAGGUCGGUUCCGCCUUUUUUCGAUCCGUGCAUGGUUCGUGGGGUUCGGUUUUUCCGGUGGAGGAUUUUUUUUCCUCGCUGUAUUAGCACCCAUUUUCCUGGGGUUGAAAAACGCCUGGUUUUGGGACGGGUCAGGCGUCUCCUUUUUCCUAGUCCUCCGAUAUUGUGUUUCCCAAGUGUGUUGUGUUGUUCAUUCUAACAAAAUAGAAGGAUGAAGGCGACGAUUGGGAUUUGAAGUUUUAUGACGGCGACGGGUGGAGUUUUAGUGCAAUUGGAACCCCAUUAUAUUAGACCAACUGUCCAACCCGAGUACCCGAUAGUGAGCUCUCGAAGAAUUCAGGUUAUUCGUGGGGCUGGGAGUGAGUUUAAUUUUCCUGAAUGAAUCUCUGCAUCCCCCUGGAAGGUGUCCAGAAUAAGUUUUUUUCUCCCCAUCUAGGCUUCUGCCCUAUGGGAGCAUAAAAGUUGAGUCAUUUAGCUUUUUCAACGCCCACAAACCGAAUGUUGGAUUCAAAAAACGAGGACUACGAUGGCCUGGAUAGUUGGCAUUCUACCGAGUGGGGAGAAAAGUCCCGCUGCAAUCGGAAUGAAGUGAGCAUUUUUCACCAAAUGUUUCCGUCGAUUUAGGGUGGGGACUUUGAAUGUGCGUGGUUUAUGAAAAAUGCACCAAUGGAUACCUGCGUUCUUUAAGCGUGAUAAAAAAAAAAGUGAAGCUAGUAUCUUCAGUAACCGAAAAUCCGUAUCAAAUCCAAAGAAGAUCAAGACAUUGUGAAGAAGCAACUACACCAAACCAAACCAAAAAGUGGGCGGAAAACCGCGUUGGAAUGGAAAACUACAACCGCAGUGUUUUUGGGUGCCCCAAAUCAGAAAACCAUCACUCUCUUCUUCUCGUUGUUGUGUUCAAUCCGAGACGAAAGUGUACGCUAAUUGAUAGAUUAUGCUGCUCCACGUCCUACAGCUUGAGAGCAUUCCCUUAGAAGAAUCUACUAGAGAGGAUUAUCACUACGGAACGGGUGGCCAAAUAACCGGGGAAGGCUUUCUUUCUUUAUUUUUCGUGUCGAUGAAAAAAUAAUGAAAAUACAAGAGAGUGAUGAACUCGCCUUUCGAAAAAAGGAAAGGAAAACAGCAGUGAGAUGCUUGGGAAGCGCGUUAUUACAAACUUGGCCGAUGGGGUUGUUGGCUUAGUAGCAGAAGCGGCAGCAAAAGAAGCGAAAAGUUAAGAGGAAGGUGAAUGUUCGUGGUGGGAGGGUAUUCGUUGGAUCAUGUCAGAAACGGCAAAAACAGUAAAAGCAGCAGGACCAGCUUCAGCGCAGAGUGUAGUGCAGUGUGCGUAGAAAAUCUCAUUCAAAAAGGGAAAAUCCAAAACGCUGCUACUGAAGCUACACGAAGGAACAGGAGGAGACAGAGAUGCCAGUACAAUAUUUGGUUGGAACUUAAAAAUCAGGAUAACAUUUCGUUCAGAUUCUGGCCCAGAAGCAAACCAAACGGCUGGUGCUGCAGCAGCUUUUCUUCUCCGGAGAUAGUCCCAUUUUGAUGAAAGCAUAAACCAGGAAACGCCUAGCAACGUGGCGGCAAUUGAGAAAUUGCUACCGGAACGCGCGCGCCUUUGCGCCACCAACAACCGGUAGAAGCGAUAAAAAUCAACCUCGGAUCUCUGGGCUUUCCUUUCUGGGGUUAGUUGACGGGCUAGGAGCAGAAAAAAAAGAAUUGAUAUAAUAUAAGAACGCCAAAUCUGCAAACAUUCCUCGCAAAACCCAAAAGCAGUCGGCAUCGGAAUUGGUGGUGGGAAAAUAAAAGAAAAAUGGGAGGCGGCCCAGGCCCAGUAAAGUAAAUCGAAAAAGAUAUAAAAUUUCAUCGCUUUCGCCGCCCGCCUAGGAUUAGUGAGUGUUUGAAAUGAAAAAGAUUUAUUCGAUCCCCCUGCCAACAUCGUAGUGUGAGGAAAAGCCGGUGAAAAGUUGUGUUCGGUCGUUUAGUGCGGGAAAAGUGCGGGAAGAAAACAAAAGAGCUCCGCUAAGGUUUCUUUCCAUUGCCAUUCGGCGUAAUAUAGCUCUGUGAGUAAGCAAGAGAGGCGGCGCUCUUAAGGUGUGCAACUGGGAGGGCGCUUAGAAGGGCGGAAGAAGGGCCGUAGAAGGGCGGCACAAGUUUCCUCUUGUAAAUCGAGUGUUUGAAAAGUGUUUGCAGAAAAUGAGCAAUUCAAAUGAGGGAUAAGUACCUCUUUGGGAAAAACGACGACGAUGGCGAUGAAGACGACGUCCAAGAUGAGUGAAAUAUUUCCAUUCGUUCAUCCGUAAUAAUACUUGGCUAUCACUCCACGACCACGAUUAGGGGAUAGAUAUUGGCCCCUGCGGCAGGUGAAUUCCGGACUAAGUUCUUCUGUGCCGUCACGGCCACGUCACAAGGAUUACCUACCGCUCUCUGCGAUGGCCGAUUUACAGGCAACGGUUGAAUUCGCCGUGGAGUUGUACAAGUUUUACAAUGUGGAUCUGUUUCAGCGCGGAUUGUACCAAGUGCGAUGCUCGCUGCGAGUUUCACCUCGGCUGCCAGUUCAGGUGGAAACCUGUCUGCCGGAUGCAUCAACGACCACCGGAGUGCCUUCGGCUGCGGCUUCCGGUUGUUCCGGUGGUGGUGGCUCUUCCGGUCUAGGGACCAGCUUAGCGGGAGCCAACAGUGCCAGCAGCAGCUCAGUGGCAGCGGCCUCAACCGGAUCUGGCGGGGCUAGCUGUUCUGGCCGAAGUGGGGGUGGCGAUCCUCAGCUGCUAAUGAAUGGUGCCGGUAACAACAAUGCUCCCGGGUCGAUUUCCAGUAGCGCAAACACCCCCAAUUCCACCAACUCCUCAUCAACGACGACAACGACUGGGGGUGGUGGCCAUGGUGGGAUCAACAGCAGCGUCGAAAUCAUCGGGAGCACAAACGGUAGCCUAGGAGGAGCAGGAGGACCAACAACGACGACGACGACGACGGCGUCCGCAUCGGGAACCGCUAGUGGAUCCCCCUCGACGACUUCCGGAAUCGCCGGCUCUAGCGCUUCCAUCAUCGAUGAUUGUGGCGCCUCACGUGUGUUCCAGAUUCUCUAUCGAAACGAAGAAGUGUCGCUGCGUGAUGUCAUUAUGUUCCGGGCUCAUUUGCUAGUGGACAGCCGGCAUCUGAAGGAGUCGAUCGAGCGGGCCGAAUUCACCCUGAACCUGGAGCUGUGGUUUGGGGAACAGACAACCGGAAAUGUGCUAUCGCUAGCCUCGACCCAGACGUUGCAGCUCAAUUUCCACCCGGGCCGGGGACUGCACUAUCAUCUUCCGGUUCUGUUCGACUACUUCCAUCUGGCCGCCGUCAGUGUGGGAAUUCACGCCAGCCUCGUGGCCUUACAUCAGCCCUACAUUAAGAAAAGCAUAAUGCACUAUGUACAAAGCUGUGCACCUAAAACCACCAAACCCUGGAUGGGAAGUUCAAAGCUGAACUGCCGCGGGGGCAACUCGCCCGGGCCCCUGGAGGCCAUCUUUUUCGGACCCCAGGUGGGCAGUGGAGCCAAGUGUGGCGGAGGGUCUUCCGGGCGUCUCAUGCAUGCCCGUAACGUCCAUAAGGAAAUCUGUGCCUUGCUGCUGGGAGCCCUCGAGUCGCUGCGGAUGUCCCUGCAGGAGUUUUGUACCGUACUGCCGCACCAGUGGGCCUCCCUGACCGGGUCGACGCCCCUCUCCAACCUGGACACCGAACAAAGACUGAGAAAGAUCACCGAUUCGGCGAAGCUCAUGGACACCGAAGACGACCUGGCUGCCCGAGCAAAUUCGGACAUUGCCCAGCUGUGUGCCGAGUGCAUCCUAUACUGGAGGCGGGUUUUAUCGGCCGCCACGCAGCCUACGGUUCACAGUUUGUUGGCCAAAAAACAUCACACCCUGCGAGUGCGUCGCUUUGCCGAAGGAUUUUUUGUAAUUCAAAACCCCCGUAAUUCUGCUAGUGGGUGUUACGAUUCGAAUUAUCAAAACUAUGUAUCGAUUUGCGAAAUGGCUCGAAAGUCUAGGUAUUUGUCUUCGUUGCCGCCACUUCCGGUUCAUUGUACCCCGCUGGAUGGUGAUGCCAAUACUCUGCCGUUGAUUUUUGAGGAUCGGUAUACGGACUCUGGUGAUUAUGGGAAACGAAGGUCUGGUAGUGAGCCGCAUCUUAAUGGGCAUAGCACUGCAACUUUGACCAAGAUCAAAAGCCAUCAUCAUCCAAACAAAAUAGCCCCAAUAGUAAAUCCAAAAGAGUGUUCCUGUGGAAUUGCUUCUUGCUACGUGGAUCCGGUUCCGAAAAUGUGCAACAACUACAUGGGAAUGAUGACGACUCGAUACGCUUUAGGAGGUGGAAUACUGCAAGCAAGUCUUUCCAUAACUCCUGCUGCAGCAGCUACGCAAAACGGCCUUUGUGCGAAAACGCUUUCUCGGCAUUCCGUGUCAACAUUGGUGGAACCCGAAUGUCAAUGGGAUCAAUUCAAAGCAGUAUAUGCGCCUGGAACUGCGAUUACUGGUGGAACUUUACCUACGCGUCACAGCAAGUCUCUGGAUCAGUUAGAAAUUCAAAACAAUACAUCUUCUCUACCGAGGCAACACGUGCAUAAUGUCAAUUACAAUUAUAAUCAAAAACAAAUCAUUUACCACCAACCGGGCAAUGCAAUCAUUCAAGCUGUUACUACAAAACCAAAGAAGCACCCGGUGCAAGCAGAAGAUUUACUGAAAAAUAUCAAUGAGUUCAAAGAGAAGUACAAAAAUCCAGGAGAUCCUCGCAAAACAUCCAACUCGAACAGUUCAAACAACACCAGCAUCUACGAGAUGAAACCAGCAAGCCAAAUUCCAAACAACGUUCAAACGUUGAACCGUAUGCCUAAACACAUGAACGGAUAUGGUGGCCCCAAUCCGGAUUACAUUCACGAGAUGAAACAUCAGAGCCAAGCAUACUCCAAUCAGGCAUACGAUCAUCAGAUGAAACCUCCGUCGUGCUACUACAAUUCGCUUCCUAAGAAUGCUGGCACCGGUCUAACGAUACCACCGAGAAAUUCCUAUCCACCGAUCCGCAGCAAAAAGCAACAAUCAACUGGCUCCCUUAAUACGACGAAGACGACGACUAACACAAUACCGCGAAGUAACUCUUCGCAGAUGUUGCGAUCUCAAAACGGUACCAGCAAUACUAACAACAAUAAUGUGAACAGUAAUACUCUCCCACAUAGACAGGUUGAGUUUGCCCGUAUCAGGGUUACGGAUUUCAAGCAAAUAGUCAAUAACCAGAGGCGAAACAGUAAAAGUACUAACGGAACGAAUGAUUCGAGUAGCACUGAUAGUCGUGAAGCAACUCCAAAAACAAGAAACAAACAAAGAAGACUCUUAUCGUCGGCGAGCGUUCCGUUCAAGCUUGAAAAUUUGGAGCUUGAACAAUCUGGAGGAAAUACAGGAACUACUGUUUUCAGUGAAAGUCUACCGAAUUUGGCUCCGCCACCAGCUUUUAGCAAUUCUCCACAUCCACAGAUGCGGUUGAGACGAAGGCACAGCAGUAGUGAGUCAACAUCCUCCUUGAGCGAACAGUCUGGGUGGGUGUCCAGCAGAAGAAGCUCCGGGCCUUCGAGUCCGGAUACUGUUAGAAACGAUCAGCGAAUUGUGAAUGGGGAACAGCUACGGAGGAAGUUGCUGAAAUUGCUAAACGAACAGCCACGUUUGAUGGCUAGAAAGGGUAGCCAACAGUCGAACGUCGAAGACGCGUUCUCGAAAAGUAAUCAGAGUUCAUUAAAAUGCAAACCGAACUUGACAAACCACAAAAACUCGCUACAAAUAGAAAACUGGAACAAUUUGGAGAAGGAAUGGAAUGAGCCAAGAUCGAUUCAAAAGCUAUCGGAAGCCAAAAAGAAUACUCAAACAUCUACGAUGGACAAUCGAGGUACGAAGCGAUCCACUAAAAAGGAGAAAUCGAAAUCGGACUUCGAUCUGGCUAACAUAUCAGACUACGUAUUUGAAGAUCUUAGGUUACUUCCACCGCAACAGUUUCGUGAUGCCCCUCCACCUCCAGAUGAGUUUAGGGAUCCACCAUCAUUGAUGGAAGAUAUACCCAAGGAAAAUGUUCCACCAGCUGACCCUGUCGCACCAGCUCCAAAGCAACUUCCACCUCCACAAAAUAUCCCGCAUCCCAAAGAGCCAACACCUCCUCUUAUUCCGCAACAGCAAACUCCCCUAAUUCCUCAACAACAAGCAAUACCAUCGAUGAUCAUACAGCAGCAACAAAUUAUCCCACCCAUUCAGCAAUACCAAAUCUACCCGGUUCAUCAGCAGAUUCUACAACAACCGCAAUACAGUAAACCCAUCCAGUUCCCACUGUCCCAACAACCCAUGAUAAGGAAGCACGAAGUUCAAGCUAUCGACAAUCCUCUUUAUCAUAUCUAUGAAGUGGUCAAAGCUCCUCGAGCCGUUCUAAAAUCCCAAAGCUCCAGUGAGUUGGCCGCCAUUGCCAAGUGCGCCGAAACCCUCAAUAACCCUAACUCAAUCAUGAAUCCUACGCAACACAAUGGCAAUCACGUCGUCCAGAGUCAACCAAUACCCCCUGAACGUAAAUCCUCUGUAAGAGAAAUGGAACGCCUCCAACAGAAACAACAACAACAACAGCUACAGCUGGAAGAAGACCCAAACCGUCGUAUCGACCCUCCGAUGCAGCUUUUGGAGUUCGAAAAGUGCCGUGAAGAGUUCCGCAAGCAAAUCAACUACUCAGGCUCCAUCUAUUCGGACUUUCAGCGACUUGCCUCCGAGAUGCCUUACUUCCACAUCAGCGACGAAUUCCGGGUAUUCUCAGCAGCUGGUCUACAUCUGGUGAUCUGUGUGCACGGACUUGAUGGCAACUCCGCUGAUCUACGACUGGUUCGUACUUAUUUGGAACUGGGACUCCCGGGGGCCCAUCUGGAAUUCCUCAUGUCCGAACGGAACCAGGGAGACACUUUUUCCGAUUUCGAAACCAUGACCGACCGACUAGUGGGCGAAGUACUGUACCACAUCGAAACGUAUCAACUGAAUCCGACCAGAAUUUCAUUCGUUGCUCACUCUCUGGGAACCAUUAUCGUAAGAUCGGCACUGUCACGGCCUCAAAUGCGUCCUCUUUUAUCGAGGUUGCACACUUUUCUUUCACUUUCUGGACCUCACUUGGGAACGUUGUACAACUCGAGUGGACUUGUUAAUAUGGGGAUGUGGUUCAUGCAGAAGUGGAAGAAGAGUGGUUCGCUGUUGCAGCUGUGUCUGCGAGAUUCGGCGGAUCCACGGCAGAGCUUCCUGUUUCGGCUCAGUCAACGGAGUACCCUGCACCACUUCAAGAACGUACUGUUGUGUGGAUCGUCCCAAGAUCGUUACGUACCACCGCACUCCGCCCGGCUGGAGCUCUGCAAGGCAGCGGUACGGGAUCAGUCCAACUUGGGGGUGGUCUAUCGUGAGAUGGUUAACAACAUCAUUUCGCCGAUGUUGGCUCGAUCUGAUCUCACGCUGGCCAGAUACGACGUUCACCAUGCGCUACCCCACACUGCUAACGCCCUAAUAGGCCGGGCCGCCCACAUCGCAGUCCUCGACUCGGAACUUUUCAUCGAAAAAUUCAUGCUGGUGGCCGGCUUAAAGUAUUUCAGCUAGCUGAUUGGACUUCAUUUAGCUGUGCUAAGGACGCUGGAGACUGCAAUGAGAAUUAAUUCUACUACUCUAUAUGUUAGGUCAUCAAGUAGCAUUUACCGCAUAUAAGAACUACUAACACGAGAGUAAUCAAGCAUGUUGUGAAUUUUAUAACUACUUUUAAACAAACCAUUGAACGGUACUGUUUUUAAAAAACGUAACGACUGAUUCGAAGCCUAAGUUACCUUUAAGUUUGAAAAACUUCUCUUAAUAUUAGUAUGUGUUGUAAAAGUGUUUACUAAGUCGAUAAAAUGAUGUAAAGCAAAAAAAAAAGAUAAGACAAAAUUUUAACAAAAUACAAUUGGAACAGGGUAUUAAAAGAUGUAAAAUCUGUCUUAGAGAUGUAUGUUUCGUUUGAAAACAAUCUAAUUGUAUCUGUAUAGGUUAAAUUGUUAGUAUGAAUCUUGAACUCAAUUUUACUGCAGACAAACGAUUAUGGAUGAAUACCUUUUUGAAAACUUCAACAUCUUUCGAUAGAGGAAGUCAACUUUACAAAUAUUUAGUAAAUUUAAAAAAGUUCUUCAGCUGAUUGUUUUCAAGGUUGCCUAAAUUUCAGGACGAUUAACAACAAAUUUAAUAAGUCAAGUUCUUAAAACAUAAAUUGUCUGUAGUAAAAUUGACCUUUCACACUGCCGUUUGUAAUAUUAUGGAUUGUUUCAGCUGUUAUGUAGAAACUUUAUGUUUUGUUGAAUAAUGUUUUUUUUCCUAAAAAAUUUCUUUGUCUGGAUGUGAAACCGUUUAAAUGGUGAUCAAAAACUAAAAUAUCUAAUCUAGUUUUUAAAGAGACUGAUUUAAUUUAAAAUAUUGAGGACAGCUUAAACAAAAAAAACAUAUAAAAUUUAUCUCUAGAAACUACAAAAAGGUCUGGCGAUCGAAGAACAAAAUCACAGAACAACAAUUGGGAAUCAACAAUAUUUAGAAAUGACAGUAGCGGAAAAGAAAUAUUUCUCUUUACACAAACUUUACCAGGAACCGUAGCAAGAAAUAUCAUUUUAAAUGGUAGCAAAUAAUCAAAACAAGAUCAAGACGUAACUUUAAAUAAUCUUAUCAAAACGAUUAAAAAAAAAUUUAACAGUCUUUUCGAUUUUAAAACAUAUUCGGUAAAAUUUCGUUAAACUUUAAGCAGCAUAUACUUUUAGAGUAUUUCAUUAUAAUACCUAGAGAAUUUCAGUGAUAAUAUUAAGAAAGUUUUAGUUAAAUUAAAGUGAGACAACAAAAAUCGGCUUUUAAAACUCUAAUACACAGGCAAAUCAAUGCGAAAAAGAAACUCUGAUUUAACAUAUAAUUCUCAACAUAAGUUAGUAAAAACAACAACAAACCCACUUAAAAUGUUUCAGAGCUCUCAAUAUUCUCUUUAAAAAUGUUUGAAAAUCAGAGUUCCGGUUGUUUUGUUGGUAUUCCAUAAUCGUUUCUUAAUUUUGUAUUUUUUACUGUUUGUUAUUUUAUAUCUAUUCUUUUUUUUCGUUAUACACAUUGUUUUUACUUUUCAUUCCUUUUUUUUGUUCUUUCAUUUUUAUAUCUUUUGUUAACAAUUUAUUUUCAUUCUAGAUUAUUAGUUUCAAACGAGUAUAUCUUUUGACUAUUGUUAAGUUUUGAAGAAGCUUUUUCAGUUUUCAUGUGUUAUGUUGCUUUAUAAUAAUUUGUUUUUUUUUUAAAUAUUUUUGACUUUUAGAAAAAAUAGCAAAAGGCGCAAUAUUUUUAACAUUUUUCGAUGCCGUUUAAAACUUCACCUUUGACGGAUUGGCUUGAUCGCCUUGUAAAUCUUGUUUCCACUCACUGGAAUAUGAUUAUUUUGCAUUAUAAGAUUGUUGACUCUAAAUUUUCAUCCAUCAACACAUUUGAUUUUACCAUUUCAGUUUUAUUUUUUUUUUUUGAUAAUUUUUACCCCUGAAUGUAUGCAACAAUGUGCAUCCAAAUAUAAUUUACAGGCCGUAAGAAAGGCUUCAAUCCACUGUGAAGUGUAUUAAAUCGGCUUUUCUUAUGUCUCCUUCGGUGACAGAAAAAAUGUUAAAAAUAUUUCGAACAAAACUAAAAUUACAGCGAUUUGUGCUUUAUGCCGUAUGACCUAUCUGGCGUCGAAAAUUUGUCUAUUUAUUUUCGUAGAUUAUUAUAAGAUUUAAUAAGAGGAGUAAGCCCAUUUUCCGAAAAACGUGAAAAAGCAUUUUUUUUUAUUGCGUCGAUGCAAUGUCCCAUCAACCUUAAAGUUUUUGGUACAAAAGUUGUUUGAUUAUCUGUUGACACACAUUUUUAGAAACCAUUGAAGUUGAAAAGUGUUGCAUGAUGCCCCAGUUGACGGUAAUGUCUGGAUGAUAUUCAAGAUAUUAUAAGGUUGAUAAAGUUUAAGUUUUUAAUAAGUUUUUUUUUUAUGUUUCCCAAAUUCGUCCGAAAAUAUUGCACUCAUAUCUUUGUUGAAUUAAUUAUCAAAUUAUUCAAAAAUUAAAACUGAUCUCAACAUUCGAUAAAAGUACAGAAUUUAAACUUCGAACCAAAAAAUGCAUUUUCCGCUGCUGUAGUCAAUUAAAAGUUUUUUUUUUUAAAUUUUUACUAAUACAUAAGUUAGAGUGUGAUCUUGGGGUCACGGAUAUACGAAAUACAGUCAAAACACCAAUUUCAUACUGAUACAUAGAAGGAAAGAGAAAAAUGAUCAAAAACGUAGUUUAACUUAUGACAUCAAAAAAUGGAAGGAUAAAUUUACUCGUUUAGCAGAAUCCAUAAGGGAUGCAAAGAAUCAACUAGUCAUGACAGUAAAAGCGAAUCAAAACUUACAUACACAUAUUAAUAAACAAACAGCAAACCAAACACAUAAACAGCAAUGAAAUCAAAUAGAAUCUGUCCACAAAAUCGUUUCGUUAGAUUGAUCGAACCAACGACGAGAUCAUGAUUGAUGAAACAAACGUUGAAAAGUUUAAAAAAAACAUAAUAAAUAUCUCGUUAAGUUGGAAGCAUCACAAAGCAAAAAGAUUGAUCCAUUACCAAAUAACUUAUAAAAUAGACUAGUAAAGUCAGUUAAAAUGAUAGACUAUACAUUACAUUCUCAUACAUUGAUUGAUCAAAGCAUAAAUAAAUAGAUGUUCAAAUAAGAAUACCAAAUAAAGUGUAUUACAUACUCAUAAUCCGGAAUAUUGAAAUCAAAACCGUUGUCGUCUCAUAAAAGAAAACCACUUUACGAUAGAGAA
Molecule: messenger RNA, 10830 nt
Organism: Uranotaenia lowii
Lineage: Eukaryota; Metazoa; Arthropoda; Insecta; Diptera; Culicidae
Exons: 9
Coding region: 2426-7618 (1730 amino acids)
Source: RefSeq, a predicted model, not a curated record